GGAGGCGGCGGCCAUCUUGGCAGCGGAGCGAUGAGCGGGUUGAACCCGAAGACUGCGGCCGCGGGGUCGGCGGCUGGGCCCGGGGGGCUGGUGGCCAGCAAGGAAGAGAAGAAGAAGGCGGGCGGCGGUGUCCUAAACCGACUCAAGGCGCGGCGGCAGGCGCCCCACCACGCGGCAGAGGAUGGCGUCGGGGCGGCGGUCACGGAGCAGGAGCUGCUGGCUCUGGACACCAUCCGGCCCGAGCACGUCCUGCGCCUCAGCCGGGUCACCGAGAAUUAUUUAUGUAAACCCGAAGAUAACAUCUACAGUAUUGAUUUCACUCGUUUCAAAAUUCGAGACUUGGAGACAGGGACAGUGCUCUUUGAGAUUGCCAAACCCUGUGUUUCAGACCAAGAGGAGGAGGAGGAGGAAGAAGAGGAGAAUGAAGGUGGAGACGUGGAUAUCAGUGCAGGACGUUUUGUCCGCUAUCAGUUCACACCAGCCUUUCUCCGCCUCCGGACAGUCGGGGCGACAGUGGAGUUCACAGUGGGAGACAAACCUGUGUCAAACUUCCGGAUGAUCGAGCGGCACUAUUUCCGGGAACGCUUGCUGAAAAACUUUGACUUCGAUUUCGGCUUCUGCAUCCCCAGUAGUAGGAACACUUGUGAACAUAUCUAUGAGUUUCCCCAGCUUUCUGAGGAUGUCAUUCGUCUGAUGAUUGAAAAUCCCUAUGAGACCCGUUCUGACAGCUUCUACUUUGUUGACAACAAGCUGAUAAUGCACAACAAGGCUGACUAUGCCUAUAAUGGAGGCCAGUGACUGCUGCAGGAGCGGACGGGGCGGUGCUUUGCUGUGGCCCAAGGUCUUGGCACAUGGAGCUGGUUGAGCCUGCUGUUCGUCACCACACGUCUGGAACCUGGUCCCAGGAAGCCAGGGCUGGGGUGGUAGUUUCCUGUACUCGAGAUGUGCCAAGCAGUGCUGUGUUUUCUUCCGCAGUAUUUCCCCUUCCCUUUUCCCUGCCCCAUAGGUCGCAGAGGUACUAGAGUAAAGUAAGGAUUAGGGUAAGGCUCCUGGAGUCCAGAGAAAAAAGCAAGUGUCUUUUCCUGUAGUCCUAGCCGCCUGCAGCUUGUGUUGAUGGCCUGGGUGUCUGCAGGUGCAGCUGUGUCGGGGUGAGGAGGCUCUGGCUGCCCGGCUCGCAGGUCAGCAGCUUCUCCGUAGAUUCCUGGGCACUGUGAGAAACUGAAAGGUAGGCCUCUUCUAGGCAAUUCCUCCUCUCAUUUACAGUGUUGCUGUUGACGUAGUCUGACCUCAGCUUGUAUGUAGUUCUAAAGCAACUGGAAAGAAAGGGGGUGGUGGAGGGGUGCCAAGAGUGGGAGUGCCGGGGGCCGCUAGGGUUGUCAAACUGAAAGGUCCACGUUGUGGAGAGGCGUGCUUCUCUGUCCGACUUCAGGAUCUUCCACCGCUCCCCUGGGGAUGCGGAGAGGUUUCAGCCUGGCACUGCCUUCCUGUUGCCAUUUCGGAGGAAAGAUGAGCUUGCUCUGCUUGUCCUGCCUCCUGACUUUGGAGUCUGUCCUGAAACAGACUGUCAGUUUUGUGCUCUUGGAACAGUAGGAUCUCGAGGCCACAGCAGGCCUUGUAUCUUGUGUUGGGUUUUGUUUUUUGUUUUUUCCCUAGUCAUCUUUCAGGGAGGUUUUAUAAGAGGACCGUGGUGUUCCCAGCAUAUGUGAGGUGUGGUUAGACUUUGAUAGUAUUAAACAGACUUCUGGGGCUAAUCUGGCUCAUGUUGGGGCCCGGGAUAGUUACGGACCAGCAGCUACUUAAAGGAGGGAUUUGAUUUUCUCUACACAGGAGAGCCUGCAGGAUUGGCUUUGGUGUGGAUUUGCCUCUGAGACUCUUUGUAGAUUUCUUAUUUAGGAGGAUUUUCCUGUCGACCUUUCUCCUGAAGUAAUUUCUGGGACCAUCCUGGCAGGUCAGACCUCAGUAAUGCGUAUUCUGAUCCUUCAUACUCCUAGUUGAAAUGCUUUGGGGUGUUUGGAAAGGAUGAAUGAACUAGGCCAAGGUGGCUCUCGAAAGGUGUUCUUAGAAAACCUUCCCUGCACAUCCUCAUGGGCUACUUUUGUCCCUGGGCCUUUCCUGGAUAGCCUCUUACCGCCUCAGCUCCUCCCAGCGGUCUGACUGGGGUGGCUGACCCUCUGAUAAGAUUGUCACUGUGGCCGGGGCUUAGCAUUGACAGAAAGGUAGCAGGAGGAAGGGCCUGGGCAUGUGGUAAUAGUCACUGUGAAGCAUCGUAGUAGCCGAAGGAGAGCAGUCCCCCAAGGUGCUUGGGACAAAGGCCACACGGUGCCCAGGACAGAAGGGCCAGCACUUGGCCACAGAAGCCCCCUGUGCAUUCGCUAACCAGUGUUGCUCCCUCUUCGGAUUCUGGAGUGUGAGUGGCCUUGAACCUUGGCCAAGUGCUCUGUGCCAGGCCAGCGUCUGGGCCGUGCCAGAUGCUGGCAGCUUUCUCGCUGAGGAAAUCCUUACUCCUGUGUGCUGGCACUGGAUCCAACCACUGAGGCAGGGACGAGACCAGGCAUCCUGCAGAUGGGUUACUCAUCACUGGACCCGGUGAAUCUCAGAACUGGAGUCUACUGCAAAUCCAGGUGCCUUAUGUGUGGCUCUGUCCCACGUGCUGCUGGGAAAAGCUGCAUUGCCCUCCUUCCCUCCUUAUCUGUGGACAGACAGCAGUACCGCCUCCUUACCUCGUUUCUCCCUGUGGCUCCUUUAGCGUGUUUGUGUGUGCAUCCUGAAUAACUCCUUCUCUGUGGGACAGUAACCUCGUCGGGAGAUUGUCUACUAUUUGAUAUUUAAUUAUUAUCUAGGAUGUGGUUUCUGGAGCUGUCCAGAGCUCUGCUCAAUAGCAUAUGUCUUGGAAGUGUGUCCCAGGGCAGACCACGUCUUGUGGACUAGUGGGCUGUCUCUUAUAUGCAGUGUUUGCCUUCGGUAGGGGGAGGGCAGGGGAGGCAGGCGUUCUGGCUUGAGUAGUGCUGUAUCCUCUUCCCCGUUAGCUUGCCUUAGUCUCACUGGAGACCAUCUUGAGGCCAUGUGCUCCAUCUGUGCCCAGGGGGACAGGGAUAUGCCAUCUGCUCCAGAAGGUCAGUCUGGUUUUCUGUACCUGGGAGUCUGGAUUUUUGUGUCUCACUACUCAGGAAAUCUUGAGAAGCAUCACCACUCAUGGGGGGGGGGGCGGUUAACAAGGGUGAAUUUGGAGUUCAAGCUUUUGUACCUGACGUGCGGAGAGAAUUGGAAGUCGUCCUUUCUCUGAAAGUAGCCGAAGCAGUCAGAAGUUCAGUCGGGAGGCCAUGUUCCUAAGGAAUCGGGGCUUUUGAUAGCAGUUGUCUUGGGGUGCUACAGGGGGAGGGAAGAAAGUGACAUGCACGGGGAGACCCUGCCUCCUGUUCAGAGCUGGCAUCUGAGCGGCAGCUCCUGGAGGGACACAUGGCAGCAGCCUGGCAGAGAAAGUUUUCAGGGGCCUGCAGAACUUCUGGAAGACACCUCCAGCCUUUGGGUCAUCUGAUUCUCCAACAAGGGCAGUGAUUUAGGGAAGCUGGGGCUCACCGUAGACUGGUGAGUGAUUCUUGAAAUGGCAGUGACGGUGAAUCGUCCACCUGUUUUUCCAGUUGAGGUGGAAUUCAUUUCUGGGUUGGAUUUAGUAGGCUGCGUGCCAUGGACAAGUUGGGGGAGUCUUGCCUUAGUGUGUCCUGCCGCCCCCAGUAGGCUCCCAGGGUACUCUCUUUUUUUUCUCUGUCGAGCCACUUUGGCUGGCUCUUGUCACCAUGGUGGCAGGGAGGUGUGGGGACUGGAGACGGUCUGUCCCCAGAGCCACAGUGUAGAUCCCUUGCCGGGGCCCAGGGAUUCCCGAUGCAGAGGUGCUGCUUCGCCUGCUGUAAGCGCUGGUCGUGACUCCUUGUUUCUCACAUUCCAUGUCACAACGUCUUCGCCACAGGAAGGGGCUGGUGGAGGCGGACUUAACUCCUUGUUUUACAAAGGAUCAUGUAAAGUCAUUGAGGUUGUGAAAGUCUAUUUUUUCCCCCUGUAAAUCUAUUUUUCACAGAAUAUAAGAAACAUCAAUGACCUGAUCUGUCCUUCCUCCUCUUUCCCCUUCACCUAAGAUCCUCAUUCCAGUUUGUAUUGUCUUUGUGUCCAAAGUAAACUAGGUGACUUAUUUGUACAAAAUGUUAUUUUGCCACAAGAGACAGUAAUAAAAGAUUUUCACAGUA
Ailuropoda melanoleuca (giant panda) is the source of this 4238-nucleotide messenger RNA. RefSeq names its product unc-119 lipid binding chaperone B (gene UNC119B). Gene Ontology annotation, molecular function: lipid binding. Gene Ontology annotation, cellular component: cilium. NCBI's taxonomy places the organism in Eukaryota, Metazoa, Chordata, Mammalia, Carnivora, Ursidae. Gene Ontology annotation, biological process: lipoprotein transport; cilium assembly; nervous system development. The transcript is spliced from 5 exons. The record is from RefSeq and is a predicted model, not a curated record. The coding region runs from base 31 to 798 and encodes 255 amino acids.